Molecule: messenger RNA, 1164 nt
Organism: Rhopilema esculentum
Lineage: Eukaryota; Metazoa; Cnidaria; Scyphozoa; Rhizostomeae; Rhizostomatidae
Product: alpha-1,3-mannosyl-glycoprotein 4-beta-N-acetylglucosaminyltransferase A
Biological process (GO): protein N-linked glycosylation
Molecular function (GO): acetylglucosaminyltransferase activity
Source: RefSeq, a predicted model, not a curated record
AUGAGCAAGACGCCAUCUUUAAACCGACUGAUACCGAUGAGCAGCAAGAAGUUAAAAAUACCGGCGAAGUUCAUAUUUAAAAUUGCCUUAGGAAUAUUCGCCAUUGGACAAGUUGGCUGGAUCUUCCUCGAUUUUUAUCACCUUACGCACGACAAUUCGUCUGCGCAAUCAAAGAUUAGCAUAAGAAAUGCAAACCAUUCGGAUGUCUUCAGCUUGGACAGAUUUGGUAGACCGAUUUCAAGAGAAGAGGUGCAAAUUUCAAGUGGGAAUUACAUAAGUGGCAAAAAAUAUUUUAUGACGAUUGGCAUAUCAACAAUUGAGCGCAAAAAGGACGGUAAACGAUAUAGCUAUCUAUCUAGGACGCUGAACAGUUUGAUUUCGAAAAUGCCAACAGCAGCAAAAAUGGAAGUGGUCAUUGUGAUAUUGUGUGCAAACAGAGAUUCGGACGCUAACCAAAGAACCUACAAAGAACUUCAAAAUACUUUCCACGAGCUCAUUGUCAAAGGAUUUCUACAAGUCAUAGUCGCACCCGAGCGGUUCUAUCGCAGUUUGGAAAACCUGCCAAAAACAUUUAAUGAUUCUUCAUUGCGAAUGAAAUGGCGGAGCAAGCAGUCGCUUGAUUACGCUUUCUUGUUGUAUUACUGCCAUGGCCUAGGCGAAUAUCAUCUCCAAAUCGAGGACGAUGUUGACAUCGAGGCGGGGUACUACGAGAAGCUCAAAAGCGACAUUGUUACAACCAAAGUACCAUGGGCAAUAUAUCAGUAUUAUAAAAUGGGAUUCAUCGGAAAGCUCUUCAAGUCUCAAUACUUGCAGUUAAUUGCAAACAUUUUUAGGAUAUAUUACUUCGAAAUGCCUUUGGACCUUUUAUACAUUCAGCCAUUCAUCCUUUCUAAUCUUAAAAACAGGCAAAAAAUUGCAAGUAAAUUUUUGUUCCAUCAUAUUGGGAAACAGUCUUCAUCCCAAAAUUCCGACAUCUAUUAAAGUACAGAAAAGUAUUGCCAAAUUUACUGAUAUUUACACUUAGGCCCCUAAAAUGCUUUCAAAGUCGACUGACACACUUUUCAGCAUCUUAACUCGUGUACUAGGUUUAUAGACUUUGCUUUUUUGUAAUUUAAUUUGCAUAAAAGGCGUUCUCGUUUUGUAAACUAUAGUCUUUUUCGCUUA